GUGAAGGAAAAGAGGUUGAGGACCACUUACGCCAAGUUUCAGACAUUUGAGUUGGAAAAAGAGUUUCAUUACAACAGGUACAUAACACGAAAUAAAAGAAUAGAACUUUCCUCCAGGCUCGAACUCACUCAACGACAAAUAAAAAUUUGGUUCCAAAACCGAAGGAUGAAGUUUAAGAAGGAUUCG
Messenger RNA from Helobdella robusta, 186 nucleotides. RefSeq lists its product as hypothetical. The annotation marks the transcript as partial. NCBI's taxonomy places the organism in Eukaryota, Metazoa, Annelida, Clitellata, Rhynchobdellida, Glossiphoniidae. Gene Ontology annotation, biological process: anterior/posterior pattern specification; regulation of transcription by RNA polymerase II. Gene Ontology annotation, cellular component: nucleus. Gene Ontology annotation, molecular function: DNA-binding transcription factor activity, RNA polymerase II-specific; RNA polymerase II cis-regulatory region sequence-specific DNA binding. The record is from RefSeq and is a predicted model, not a curated record. The transcript has 2 exons.